AUGAGCAGUCAGUUGCCGAAAAUAGCACCAAAAACAGUGGUUAAUCGUGCGCAAACUCCAAUAAUGGUUUGGCUUCGUGACAAGCUCAAUGCAAUCUAUCGGCAGCGUAUUACACCGCCACCUGGCCUACCCACACCGGAUGGAGAGUCGGCGCGAACCCGUCCACCAGCGUCGCUGCCAGGUGGUGUACAUCACAGACUUGCCAACAAUUAUUACAUGGAUAGGGAUGCACGACGGGGUGUGGAGCCUCCGAAAUGUAUUUAUUCGGCCGAUUCUCAUGGACCAGUUUUCAAGAAUCUCAAAGGCGAAACAGUCUGGUAG
Molecule: messenger RNA, 321 nt
Organism: Gongylonema pulchrum
Lineage: Eukaryota; Metazoa; Nematoda; Chromadorea; Rhabditida; Gongylonematidae
Source: the annotation of a GenBank genome assembly